Podarcis raffonei (Aeolian wall lizard) is the source of this 867-nucleotide messenger RNA. Its product is annotated as zinc finger protein 202-like. The coding region runs from base 43 to 867 and encodes 274 amino acids. Gene Ontology annotation, biological process: regulation of DNA-templated transcription. NCBI's taxonomy places the organism in Eukaryota, Metazoa, Chordata, Lepidosauria, Squamata, Lacertidae. The record is from RefSeq and is a predicted model, not a curated record. The transcript has 4 exons.
GAUCAAGGGAUUCUCUCUCUUGGAGGCUUCCUGAGAGCACAGAUGGAUGAGAAAAACUCAGCUGGCCCUGAAGCAGGAAGAGGCCAUGCCAUCAGAACCGGGAGCAGUGGGGGAUUCUGGGGAAAAACUGUGCAGAAGAUCCUGGGUGAGGAGGACACUCUCCGCUCAGAGGUGCAGAGCCAGCAAUUGAGGCAGUUCUGCUUCCAGGAGGCCAAAGGACCUCGAGAGGUUUGCAGCCGACUCUACAACCUUUACCAUCAAUGGCUGAAGCCAGAAAGGCACACGAAAGCUGAGAUGCUGGACCUGGUGAUCUUGGAGCAGUUCCUGGCUGUCCUUCCACUGGAGAUGGAGAGCUGGGUGAGGGAAUGUGGAGCGGAGAGCAGUUCCCAGGCGGUGGCCCUGGCCGAAGGUUUCCUACUGAGUCAGGCGGAGGAGAGAAAGCAGGCAGAGCAGCAGAGACAGGAUCUGUUUGCAGAAAUGGGCCCAGAUUCCUCUGAGACCAAAAGGACUCGGUUGAACACCAGAGAGAGGCUGCUGGGUGACCAGAUGAUGCCAGCAAGACCUCCUCUUCCAUCUAUUCCUGGUGGUGAAGGAGAAGCAACGGCUGUGGAAGCAGCUCAGGGUCCAGUGUGCUUUGAGGAUGUCACUGUUCGUUUCACAGAUGAGGAAUGGGCGUUGCUGGAUCCUGACCAGAGAGCUCUGCAUAAGGAAGUCAUGGAGGAGAAUUGUGGGAUAGUGGCCUCUCUCAGUAAGGCUCCCUUGUGCAUCAUAAUUUCUCUUUGGAAAUUCCAUGCAUCUCUCUCUGUGAUAAGCCUCCCUGGUUUUGAGGGAGCUCUGCAGGGCCACUUGCAGCACCUGGGAUUCUAA